UUGACAGUUGAGCUGCGGGUGGUGCUGCUGAGGAGGGACCUGAGUCCUUACCAGGGACCUGUAGAUGUCUUUAUCUUGGACACUGAGGGCUACGUGUUGCGUCGCUGGAUCUCUCGCUUUCCCAAUAUAGGUGUAGUGGAACUGAAGUUAAGGACCCCAGCAUUGCCCAAACCAGGGUGGUGGAGGGUGAAGGUGGUCGCUAGUGGACAGGUCGACUACCAUCCCUUCCUUGUCACCAAGUACUUCACUAGCAGGUUCGAGGUGAUGGUGGAGAUGCCAUUCUUCACCCUGAGGAGCGAGGGCGCCGUGUCAGGCAAGUUCACCAGUCGGUUCCUCACCUAUAAGCCUGUCUUCGGGAAGGCAAACGUUACCGUCUUUGUCAAGGACCACUGGCAACUCCCUGACACCUAUUUCAAGCAGGUCCUCACAGACUCCGUGCCCUUCAUUACUGGAUGGCAGGACUUCAGGUACCCACUGGAAAGGCUGGUGGGCAACUCGACCUCUGACUUGCUGCACGCUGAGGUCAAAGUGGAGGUCAGCGUCAAGAAUAUCUUCUUUGAGGACACCUUCGUUGGCUACGCCAAGACGAGGAUAACUGCGCCGGAGGUGAAGGUUGAGUUGGUGGGGUCCUCACCAGUGGUGUUCAAGCCUGGGAUGUCCUUCUCGACAGCUGUAAGUGUGAGCUACGAGGACCAGGAGCCACUGACACGAGCUAGACUCAGUCAGUCUACUCUCAUUGUGGCAGCCAGCGUCAGACUGACCACUGGCACCACCACUACACUCCCUCAGAUCGUGGUGGGGCCACAAGAGGAGUUGGGGCUCAAGGAGCGACUUCAGGAACAGUGGUUCAGUACCAACUUGACCAGAGGCGACAUGAUUCCUCUCCUCCAGACAUUCACUCACCAGUCUGCCUUCGCCAGAUACAGGAAGGACGGCAUCCUGCAGUUCACGUUGGACAUUCCUGAGGGAGCAGAAGAGCUGGAGGUGACGGCAACGUACAGGGACUCUGUCAGUACAUCGUCGGCCAAGGUAAGGGGAGUGCCGGUCCACUCACCCAAGGGCCGCUACCUUCACCUCACCACCAGUACUGACACCGCCACUGUUGGAGAAUUCGCUAUUUUUCAAGUCAGGGCCAAUUUCCGUAUGGACAAGUUCCAGUAUAUGGUGAUGGCUAAGGGUGUGUUAGUGCACUCAUCCACGGAGGAGGUUUGGUGGGCGGGGACUGAGGGUGUCACCACCUUGAGUGUAGCAGUGUCCAGGGAGAUGGCUCCUCGCUUUACACUUAUCGUCCUCCAUGUGGCCCCAGAUGCUGAGGUCCUCGUCGACACUAUUCACGUCUCUGUCAGUCUUCAGCACUCCAUGAAGGUGGAGGUAGUGCUGAAUCAACAUAAGGACCACUCCAAGAGGACGGUGGAGGCGACGAUGUGGGCGCCCCCAGGCUCCCUGAUAGCUCUCUCCUGCGCCCGUACGCCCACUUGGCGCAAGCAGCAGCACAAUCGCAUUACCCACACCCGCCUUCUGAAGGCGGCGCUACAUAUGGAACCCCACCCGAGGUCAGUACACACUGUAACCAGGGCGUCACGAAGCGGUGCCUGGACGGAGCACCUGGCUGCUCUCUCCGCCCAUAACACCGGCUGGUGGAGCCUGGCAUCCCUACACCUGGCUGGCCUCACAGUCCUCACCGACGCGAUCCUCUUAGCCCCGCCCAAUACAGGAGAGUGUGAUCACCAGCUGGGCUUCCUUGAGUGCGGGGAUGGCUCUUGUUACCGUCAGUCUGAGGUGUGUGACGGACGCAUCCAGUGUGCCAACGCUGCUGACGAACUACACUGUUUGUCAGUGUCUCGAGAUCAGGAGCAAACAAAUGACGAGGUCUUCAGUACAAAUGAAUUGAUGGAGGUGGAGUACAGACUGAAACAGAGGAGCUGGUGGAGGGACCUCUUCGACCAGCAGGAAGGCAGCUGGUGCCUCAUCAAUCGACACUUCGGUCACAGGGAGUUUGAACAGGUGGAGCUAUCUGUACCUAACUCGCCGGGGCAAUGGGUGGUAGAGGGGUUCGCUACCCACCUUCAGCAUGGUUUUCAUAUCCUGCCGGAGCGAGAGUACGACACUACACCUCCUCUCCUCAUGCGCCUUCAGGCUACCUCCGUCUGUCGCAGGGGAGAACAGAUUUCGGUGCGUGUUCAUCUGUAUAAUGGGUCGAAGCAGACGGUUCUGGUGAUGCUGGUGCUACAGGGAAGUAAAGACUACAGCUUCGUCCAUGUAGAGAAAGAUGCUACCGUGAACCACUAUAACCCAAGAUUAUCGUCAGGCGACCACCACCACCUCAUCUCAGUGCAGGGCGAGGGAUUCACGGAAGUGAUGUUGCCUUUGGCCGUCACUAAACAAUCUGGCUCCUUCACCGUCACCGUCCACGCACGCUCACAGGCCGCCUCAGACACAAGAACAGUUAACGUUAGAAUUCAGCCUGAGGGCACCGAGGUGCGGAAACACACGUCGGUGCUGCUGGACCUGAAGAACCGAGCCACCGUGUACGAGUUCCUCGACCUGCCUGUGGACGAGAGUCCUGAGAUUACUAGGAGCAUCCAGAGGCGCUAUGUGUAUGGCUCACCCCGGGCCAGCCUGACACUCUCAGGUGAUGUGUUCGGUCCCACUCAGAAGAACAUAGUGGUGAACUUCGAGAAGGCCUUCAGUGGAAGGAUCCUGAAGAGCACUGAUGGGCUGGCCUUCAACCUGGGCACCACCGUCUGGACGCUACAUUAUUUCCGUCUCACCAACCAACUCGACAUAACCAAGGCCAAGGGCGCCUUUGACUUCAUGAACGUUCAGCUGGCUGGCCUCCUCACGCGCUAUAGGAAAGGAGCCUUCAAAAUGUGGCAUUUCUCCGAGCCAUCUGUCUGGGUGACAGCAUGGGUAGUGAACGUACUGCUGGCAGCGCAGCUUCAAGACUGGGAGAACCUGGUGUACAUAGAGCCUCGUCUGAUUAACAGAGCUAUUGCCUUUCUGAUUGAUCACCAGGCCGAAGAUGGCAGCUUUCACGAGACGUCUCACUACAACAUCACACUUGAUUAUAAGAUGAGCUUUAAGGGUUGGUCAGCGGGCGAGGGAGAAGAGGCAGCAAUGGUGGCAAUGACAGCUCUCGUAACAACGGUGCUGCAGGAAGCAAUACCGACACUAGAGGGACAAGUCCAUGCCAGAGCACUCACCGCCAAACAACGCGCCACCAGGUUCCUGGAGCGGCAGCUGGACCAGCUGUGGGAUCCCUAUGAAGUAGCCAUAACCACCUACGCUCUUACACUCGUGGGCAGCACGGAGAAGGAGGUCGCUUUCAAGAUGCUGGAGGCUCACGCCAGGACUUCAGAUAAUAGAAUGCACUGGUCACGUGAGGCUAUCGUGAGCAACGUGCGGUUGAGAGAGAACAACCAGAGGUCCUUCGUGAUGCCGAAGGAGCCUCAGGAGUGGGACUCUUCAGCGGUGGAAGCCACUAGCUACGCCUUGUUGGUGUACCUCAUCCAGGAAGGUGUGACGCCCCGUGCAGAAGCCAUCAUGCGCUGGCUCAACUCCGUCAGGGACUGGACAUAUGCCUUCUCCUCUACUGUGGAUACAGUGGUGGCCAUGCGGGCCUUGGCAGAGUACAGCUACAGAGCCAGGUUAAGGGACCUGACCAACCUUAAAGUGGAUCUAGAAGCUACUGCCAACCCUGGUGUCAUGCAUACCUUCUCCAUUACCAACCUUUCCGUCUCUUCCUUCCAUGCCAUGGAGGUUCCGCGCCCGUGGGGCCACGUAUAUCUUGUGGCCAAAGGGUCAGGUCAAGCAGUGGCGCAGAUGGAGGUCAGCUGGGGUGUUGACCUCGAGCGCUUCCUAAAGAAACCAGCAAGAAAGUACUUCGACCUCAGCGUCAGCGAGACUUAUCACUUCCGUAACAAGACACUUAUAAACACCCAAGUGUGUGCCAGGUGGGCGGCAGUGGAUGUGUCGAGGACGAGCCAUGCAGCCCUGCUGGAGGUGGAGGUGGCCACGGGUUACGACCUGUACCAGCCUCAUGCAAAUAAGUUCGUUAGGGAGGCGCAGGCAGCUGACUUUCCUCAGCUCAUGGAUGCCAAGACUGACCCUUCCAGGAUAUUCUGGCAAUUUAACCAUAUUGAGAGUGAGAGGUUCCGUUGCUUUAGUUACCAGCUAGUACGACACUUCCCUGCAGCCAACCUUACAGCUACCCGUUCAGCUACCAUUAUGGAACUCUUCGCCCCAGAGCACUUCGAGACCACCAUGAUCAACUCGACAUCGCUAGCUGCUCUGGACAUCUGCGAAGUGUGCGGCUCUUAUCAAUGCCCUUACUGCCCGUACUAUAGCGGCACUGCUGACCUCCCGCUCCUGGACACAAGAUUCGCAGCUCUAUCAUUCAUUCUCGCGAUUUUAGGGUCCGAAAUAUUAAACAUGGUAGCUUAGGAAAUAUUAUAUUGCUUACUGUUAUUAGAUUAUUAGUGCAUAUUUGUAUAAAAAUGUUAUGUAGUUGAAUUAGUGCAAAAAAUAAACUGCAUAUAUUAUGUAUGUAAUCAGAAACUUUAGGUAUCCCCACCUAGUUUAAUUAGGCAUCCCGGGAAUGGGUUUUACCUACUUUUGUUUUCCAUUACUUGGCUUUCAUGCAAUAACAUGAGUAUACUUAGAAAGAAAAUAUGGACGUGGUGUUUGCUUUGAAGCACAUAAGUGAGCAGUACUUAGAUAAGGAAAAAUAUGCCGUUUGUUGCACUUAUGAAUUUUAGAAAAGGCAUGUGACAAAAUGCAGAGAGAUGUGGCUACUACUUGAAAUAUGAUGAACAUUGUAAGAGCUAUGAUCUUAAUACAUUAUGAAGUCAGUUUAAAGUGAGAGUUCUCAUAGCUGUUAUUUUACAGAUUAUACAGUGCUAGUAAGAGGUUCAGAAGUUGGAAACGUUGUUCGAAUUUGGAAGGUGGUGUUGAAACAAAAUAUUAAAAGAAUACAGAAAAGACUAUGUAAUAAAGACAGAAGUAUAAGAACGCCUGAUUAAAGGGCACUGCAAGGAACAUGAAAAUUUAAAAUAUCUAAAGACUUAGAAAUGGGGAUAUCAGCAAAUGUGUAUAUGAAGGAUAUUAGUAUAUUCAUGGGAAACCUCUAAACACAAGGAGUCAUACAGCACUUGGGGAAUGGGAAGUACAUGUAUUCAGGUUUGAUCAAAAGGAAGAGAAAUUCUCCAAAACCACAGAAUAAAUGAAAUCGAAAGUAACAAAAGUUUAGAGCAAUGUAGAAAAGAAAUUGUCAAUGGAUCAAAAUGUGUGAGUUGAGUGGUGAGGGCAUUUGUAUGUUGGUGACUCACAUUGUUUGAAUGUUUCAACAAGUAGAAUGCUGAAGGAAGGGCAGAUAUCAUGUGCACGUUCUAGUUGUGUCAUGACUUGCAUACACACAAUAGAGAUAGAAGAGAUUGACGUUGACAGGGACACAUUUGCACACUUUGCUCUUAAGUAGAGUUUUAUCAAGUCAUGGCUUAAAAAAAAAAACUGCUUAGAGUGAAAAAUUGUACCAAUGAGGGUUUGUUCUGCAUACUUCUGCCUUUGUCUACAAAGUUGUUGGUGUUAUGUCCUUUAAAUUCAAAUUUGAAAACGAUACGGUGGUGUGAAGAUAUAGAUGAGAGGGUGAGAACCUAAUAUAUAAUAUUGCUUAUGCGUCUUGAACCAUGCUGAGAUUGAUUGAUCUUUCAUGGUUGGUGAAUUGCUUUGAUGCCUGUGAAGGGGUCUUGAUCCAAGGAAUUGGAAUUGCACUCAUUUUCCCUGGAUCAAACCUAAUUACCUCCCAUUCCUCAGGUACUGUUAGACCUCUACAGGACUAACGCUUUCCUAUGAAAUGACUUCAGUGUGUACGAAGACUGAAGAAAAUUAAUAGUAAAUGUUAAAAACUUUUUUAGAAAUAAAUGUUUAUAUACACUCAAACACUUGGCUACGUACUGACGUGUGUAUAUUGUAACUUCAAACAUUUUAAAUGUUUACGCAGUAUAAAUUUGCAAUAUAAGUUUGCUUAAUUUUCUGUGAGCUCUGUCACGUAGCAUGAUAAUAUUUUUUCAUUAUUUAGUAUUUUUUUAUUGAAAAUUGAAUUUGAUUAUACGUAAAACCAGAGGGGAAUCAAACCCGAGGCUACGCGUGUGCAAAGGUAGCUCAGUGGUGCUUAUGAGAGAGGAACCUUCAGUGUCAAUAUAGAAUUGAAUUGUUUUUUAAUAUAUUAUUGUAAGUAAAUUAGCGUAAAACAGGACGUGAAUCGAACCCCAGGCUUUGUGUGUGUUUGUGUGUAUGUGUGUGUGUGCGUGAGAGAGAGAAAGCUUGCACUUUAGCAUUACACUGGGAUGGUUAUACUGGCCAAGCAGUGUGGUUUAUUUCUGUUGAGGGCCUUCGUUCCUCUCUCGUAUGACGCUAUCAACAACACUUCCUCUUAUGAUUCGUGAAAUCGUACUAACAUGAUUGCAGACAAAUCUGUGUUUUAGUUCCUGUUAUCUUGUUCCUGCUAGGUGAACAAGGGCAGCAGAUGUAAUUUGUGCCCAUUCAUCUUGCCUCACCUAGGAAAUGAAUCUUGGUGAAUUGAGCAGGUGUGAGCUGAAUGCUCUACCAUUGAGCUACGAGUAACCCUGUGUACCAACGAGGGCAUUCAUAAUGUCAUGGAAAUAAAAUAAUUAAGAAAGUGUAAAAGUUAAAUUAUUACAAUAGAUGUUGCUACUUAACUAGAAGAAAAAUGUUAACUGUGUUUAACAUCACAGUAAUGUCGCAAGUGAGGUCCAUCAAGGAUCAGCUAUUAUCCUGAGGAUUGUUGCUUUAUCUCUUAUCUACCUAACUGAACAUUUGAAUGUGUUUGUGGCUUAUGGAAAACUCUUACAUAAAGUAC
Messenger RNA from Cherax quadricarinatus, 6877 nucleotides. NCBI's taxonomy places the organism in Eukaryota, Metazoa, Arthropoda, Malacostraca, Decapoda, Parastacidae. The record is from RefSeq and is a predicted model, not a curated record.